UGCUGUCGAUCCACGUUUCCCAUGAUGCAGUGCGGAAACGACCCGGCCGGCGGGGACAUUCAAAACUAUGGCAGACUCGAACAUAUUUAAAUCAACAUCAAACUCAGAAGACGCGGAAAAUAAGUGCAAUAUUAACAGCGAAGACAAUGAGAUAAAGAGGCGCCUUUCGUUUUCGUUAGAAAAACAUAUUAGUACACUAGAGGAACCGAAUAUGACAUGUAAGGUCUUAACGUUACAAAGUGUUCCCGACGACUCAAAUUCAUGUCGACCUUCCGCCGAAGUCUCACCACAGGCCGUAAACGCAUGUUUAAAGGCGAAAAAGGCAAGUGACUUGAAAGAUGACUACCCAGAAUAUCGACAGCAUAGUGUGAACAUUACUGAAGACAAAGAAAACAUCGCUAUGCCCUCCACAACCAUCAAUACUGAUAACACCCAAGAAGAGGGCACUUCUGGUCAGAGAAGUGUGCAAGAUUCCAAUGUGACUGCCAGUAAACAACUUAGUAACACAGAGGACAGUGAUGCUGAGGUGGCGAGAGAAGCACAGCACGAAGGCCAUGUGAACGUGGUCUUCCCUGGCACUGUAACCCAGGAAGGCUGCUGCCGCUUCGUCAGCGAGAUCCUCAAGUGCGUUCUCUAUCAGAGGCAGCAACUACCCAUGACGUAUGACCAGCUGGUGUACUCCCAGAAGAAACAGCAAGCCUCAAUGCAGGAUAAAGACAUAGUGAGUCGGAGGCCAGUGCAGUCUGCAGACAUGGAUUGGCGCAAGUGUCAACAAACCCUUCAAGAGCUAGAGGAGGUGCUGCAGCAGCUGGAGGUGCUAUUUUCUCUUAGCAGGGUGCCUCGAGUGCUGCUGCUAAUGGGUGGAUCCCUCGUCCUCCCCAAAGAGCUGUAUGAGAUCAACAUGGAGGCUCUGGUAGUGACUGGUGGGGAUCAAUGUCUACGGGUGUCCCCAUGCUUAAGGCAACUCUUCCGCACUCUCUUCGUGGCUGACCUUUUAUCUGACACCAGACCUGUCCGUUUAAUGCCCACCACAGUGUUAGCGCUGGCUCACAGGGAUUGCGGUGUAGGCUGGUUCCGCCCUAAACUACAAUUUAAAGUGCCAACCCGUGUAAAGAACCAAAUUAUUGCUCUGUCUACUGAUCCCAGCGCCAGUAAGGAACCAAGAGCCGAGGGGUCAGACUGGCAGGAUUAUGUGUGGUUCCAGGCGCCCAUGACUAUCAAGGGCUUCAGCAACUGACCCAAAAAGUUGGGGAGUGCAUAGUCUGAGAUUGGAGUUCUCUUUCUGGAGCCUGUAUACUACAAUUCAGUUUUAAUGGUGGUUCAAGAGCUGUCCAUAUUUUAAUGAAUUAUGAGUUAAAUUUUUUCUACUUGUUAUUAAAAGUAUGUCAACUAAAAAAAAUAGUGGGUUUAUCAACAUGAGCAGUAUGGUGUAUUAUCGUUUUUUUAUAGUCUUCUGAAAUACUGAGAAUGUGUUUCCGAAGAGGUUUUGUUGGCAUGUGAUGUUUAUAUUUAUAAAGAAUGUUUUGCAUAAAAUAUUAAUUUUUAAGGACGUUAAACACAGAACAACACACAACAACAACAAUGGUGCAAUAUAUUUUUAAUCUGCAUAACUUGACAGGUUUAAUGCAUUAUAGUGCUUUCUUUAAUCCACUCUUUGGAUACACUGGAGUGCCAGUAUCACCUGUGUAGACGUUUACAUUUAUUGAAACCUGAAAAUGAUUUUGACGGUGCUGCAGUUUUGGAGGCAAUCAAGCAGUGAGAGGCAUUGUAGUGCAAUGAAAAUGAGUAACAAGGAUGUGCAUUUGUGUCCCAUUUGGAAUGAUCAGUGAAAAUCUAACACAACAGCAGAAAUAAAGAACCAAUUUACCAUAA
This is a messenger RNA of Siniperca chuatsi (mandarin fish), 1872 nucleotides long. Its product is annotated as MAD2L1 binding protein. Lineage: Eukaryota; Metazoa; Chordata; Actinopteri; Centrarchiformes; Sinipercidae. The transcript is spliced from 3 exons. Gene Ontology annotation, biological process: regulation of exit from mitosis. The record is from RefSeq and is a predicted model, not a curated record. Bases 68 to 1237 code for a protein of 389 amino acids. Gene Ontology annotation, cellular component: nucleus.